Neocloeon triangulifer is the source of this 1497-nucleotide messenger RNA. Its product is annotated as probable G-protein coupled receptor Mth-like 1. The transcript has 6 exons. Lineage: Eukaryota; Metazoa; Arthropoda; Insecta; Ephemeroptera; Baetidae. The coding region runs from base 241 to 1191 and encodes 316 amino acids. The record is from RefSeq and is a predicted model, not a curated record.
GUUCGCGCCACUUAAAGUAGUUUCCGAGGACGCCGAGUGAGAGGGAGGGAGGGUUCGUAGAUAGCGUCUAUUUUUAUUGUUAAAGGGACGCACCCAUAAAGUUUCAAAAAAUAUAUCCAAACAAGCGCUUCGAACUUAAUUUCGGACUCUUUAAAUCAUUCCAGCGUUUCAAGUUUGAACUGCACAAAACCCUGGGGAGAAUAACAAAUUUUGAAAGUCUCAUACUUUGACUGGACGAGAAUGGAGCAAAACGGCACCGCCGGAAUGGAUCAGAAGAACAGCACCUUAGAGGGCGCGAUCGUGAAGGACUUGCAGGACCCUUUGUUCUUGAUCUUCUACGUGCCAAUGGGAAUUGUGACCGUCGCCAUGGUCAUGUCGAUCACGGCGAUCGUCAUCAUCUUGAAGUCGGCCAAGAACCGCGCCACCAUGACUGCGAAAAUCGUCAUCGGCCAGUCGGUGACCAUGUUCGUCGGCUUCCUCUUCAUCAACCUCAUUUUGGCGUUUCUGCGCCAUCUCCUCGACAACUCCAUGGGGAUGUUGGGCUUUACACUCUUCAUCUCAACCAUCUACGUUAGCAUUGCUCUGUUAGGUUCCUUUUAUCUGAGCUCCCACUUUUGGUUGAACAUCCUAUGCUUUGACGUUUUCUACAAUUUCCGAAACGUUGAAAAUAACCCGAGCAACGUGCCCAGAGGCUCGACCAAGUGCAGAUUCGCAAUGUACUGCCUUUACGCAAUUCUGCUGCCUUUGGUUCUGGUCUACACAUCAACUGCUUUCAUGUUUCAACAAGAAAAAGAUCCAUCAGAAAAGACUAGUCCCAAUACCACUUUGGCGGGUUUUUUAACAUUCGUAGUUCCGGUUCUGAUCCUGAAUGCGACGAACUUUUAUUUCAUUUUCACCACGAGAAGAAAUAUCUCUAAAAUGAGAGAGGAAAUGAAAAGCUUCGAUGGCGACUCCGGCAAGGAAGAGGCGAUUUCAAAAACUUGGCUGACGACCAAAAUGCUGUUGAUGACUCUUUGCAUCUCGUUGGUUUUCGAGGCAAUCAUAAUCAUCGGACUGUGCUUUGAUUUGCCACCAAAUGUGGUGUUCCUCAUUGGCAUAUUCAUAUUCAUCAUUUGUGUUCUGCGCGGCCUGACUGCGACAAUCGUUUAUGUCUGCUUCUUUGGAAAGAAGGAAAGAGACCUAAUGAUAUAAAGGAGGAAAAGCAACGAUCCAUAUUCGUCUGAAGCCUUGGUAUUGUAAAAAGGCUUUCAGAUUUUUUGCAUGCGAAGCGAAAAAGAAUGAAUUAACUAUAGCAAUUUAAUUAAUGCUAUUCCUAAUAGUAAUCAUUUCAUACUCUAUAUACAGACUGAUGUAGUGCCAAAAUGUAUUUUGACUGCCAUAGUUUUUUUCAUUAAUUCUGACAGAAGUUGCCUCAUAAAACUCAGUUUAACUUUUCCAAUUGUGUCUUUGUAACCUAAAUUUAGGCUAGUAGAUUUUAUACACCGCAUUUUAUACUAA